Messenger RNA from Tigriopus californicus, 1090 nucleotides. Its product is annotated as hemagglutinin/amebocyte aggregation factor-like. The record is from RefSeq and is a predicted model, not a curated record. Bases 485 to 994 code for a protein of 169 amino acids. Lineage: Eukaryota; Metazoa; Arthropoda; Copepoda; Harpacticoida; Harpacticidae. The transcript has 4 exons.
CCUUUGUUGCCAAAUCCAGACCCAAAGAGCGGGUGAACUGAACACCAUGAUUGUAAUUUAAAGAGUGGCCAUAGGAUGGAUGCACAUACUCCGAACGUUGCCACGGCUUACAAAAGUCGAACAUCAAUCAAGAAUGUCUCGGCAAUCUACAGCAGUUUUUGGAUUAUCUUUUGAGAGAAGACUCAGCAAAGUUUUUUGUUCACGUUUUGGAUCAAUCCAUAUCUCUCGACUUUGAACUGGAAAGUUUUGUCAUUGCCACAAAGGCACUAGAAGUAAAGAUCAUUACUUUGAUUGACUGUUGUAUUCAAAUGCAUUUAAGAACAAUUCUUUGAGAUUGAGCGUGUUCGUCCUUAUCAUUAUGUUGCUCUUUUUUCCAAGGCUUUGUAUAAGUAGUAUAUAGUAUAAAAGAGUAAGGACUACUUUCUGAAAAUGCCAGUCAACAGCCAGCAUUUGCUGGCUGUUGUGUAAAGUGCCCGAUUGCAAAAUGAGUUUGCUUUCCAUCACGUCGUUUCUGACCCUCCUUACCCUGGCAUCAGCUUGUGACAAUGAUCACGAUGGCUUUUUGAAGAAGGAAUGUCCUCCAAAUGAUUCCAUAUAUGAGAUCCAGAGUCUUCAUGAUGACCAUUUUGAAGACAGAAUUUGGGACUGGAGAUGCCAGCCUUCUGGAUUCGAAUUUGAAUCUUGCUCUUGGUCAGGUGAUAUGAAUCAAUUCGACGAGGUCUUGAGUUUUGAGUGCAAUAAUGGAGUGGUUACUGGUGUUGAAUCCACUAACAGCGACAACUACGAAGACCGCAUCUGGAACUUCAAGUGCUGCACCAAGCCCAACCUUUGUUACUCAGAGUGCGGCGUAUCCGCCCCAGCAAAUGAAUAUGACGGACCAUUGUCUUAUUUGGUCGAUCCUGGAUAUUUUUUGACUGGAGCCGAUUCCGUUCAUAGCAACCAUUAUGAAGAUCGCGUUUGGAAGUUCCGAACCUGCAAGAUUACCGCAUGUUGAACAUCCUCUUGAACUGUUUCUGAAUUUGAUUAGAAAUGGAUGAUUUUUCAUUGUCACUUUGGUGGAAGAUCACACCCAUGAACCGAAAGUAAUAAA